AUGGAUCUACCCCUCACGCUGCUGUGGGCAUUGCUGUUGGUCUUUGGUUUGGUCAGCAGGCAAGCUUCUACUGCAAAGAAAGCCGUGGUACACCUCAGCCCUCCGUGGACCACUAUCUUUGAGGGGGAGAAAGUGACUCUGACCUGUGAUGGAUUCAAUACCUCCAAACUGAGGAUAAGAUGGUUGCUCAACAAUAAACAACUAAAAAAGUCUACAAAGAGCAUUGAGACUAUGCAGGCUGGAGAGUAUAGAUGCCAGGGCAAGGACUCAGCCCUCAGUGACCCUGUACAUCUGGUUGUUUCUUCUGAUCAUCUGAUCCUGCAGACUCCAUAUUCUGUGUUUGAAGGAGACACAUUGGUCCUCAGAUGCCAAAGACAGUAUGAUUUAACAGUUAUAAAUACGAAAUACUAUAAGGAUGAAGAGAUAUUAUCGAAUUCCCAUGGAAACUUUAAUCUCUCCAUCCCACGAGUUGGCUUAAGUAACAGUGGUCAAUAUUACUGCAAACAAGAGGUAUCACAUUUUUUAAUUCAUUGGAGCUCCAGUUCGGAAAAAGUAAAACUCCAUGUCCAAGAAAUAUUUUCAUCACCUGAGCUGAAAGCCACGACCUCCCAGCCCACAGAGGGGACCCCAGUAACCCUGAGCUGUGACACCCAGCUCUCUCCACGAAGGUCAGACACCAAGCUGCACUUCGCCUUCUUCAGAGAUGGCAGGGCCAUCACAGCAGACUGGAUGAGGUCCCAGGUGCUUCAGAUCCCAGCCAUCUGGAGGGAAGACUCAGGGUCAUACUCGUGUGAGGCCAGAGCUAUGGCUCAGGAUAUUUGGAAACAGAGCAAACACGUGAAGAUCAGUGUGAAAAGAAUCCCCAUCUCCGGCAUCAUCAUGCAGACUGAGCCCUCCAAGGGUCAGGUGACCGAAGGAGAGAAACUGGUCCUCAUCUGCUCAGUGACUCAGGGCACAGGAAACAUCACAUUCUCCUGGCACAGAGAGGGCAUUAAUGCAAGUCUAGGAGAGAAGACUAGAUAUUCUCUGAAAGAGAAGCUCAUACUCCCUGCUAUGAAGGAGAGUGAUGCAGGGAAGUAUUAUUGUAUUGCUGACAACACCAUCAGUACCAUCAGCAGCCUGACAGUGAAUAUCACCGUGAAAAUUCCAGUGUCUCAACCCCUCUUUACCCUCAGUACACUCGGGGCACAGCUUAUUGUAGGGGAUGUCGUGGAGUUUCAAUGUCAAGCCCUCAGAGGUUCUCUUCCAAUUCAGUAUCAAUUUUAUCACGAUGGUGAAAUCUUUAAGAACAAGAUAGAUCCUUCUGGAAGUGCAGCUUCCUUCAAUCUCUCCAUGACACCUGGGCAUUCUGGAAAUUACUUCUGUAAAGCCAUCAACAGUUUCAGUGAUCAGUGCAGUGAAAUUAAGAAACUCUCUAUCUCAGACCCUAAAAGAAGUCAAAAGAACAUAGUCAUUAUGGGAGUCACUAUUGCCCUGAUCAGCAUCUUUAUACUCACUGCUAUUGCUCUUGUGCUUUGCUUCAGACUUCAGAGAAAGUCAGGUUUGUAG
Messenger RNA from Gracilinanus agilis (Agile Gracile Mouse Opossum), 1548 nucleotides. RefSeq names its product Fc receptor-like protein 3. Gene Ontology annotation, molecular function: transmembrane signaling receptor activity. The record is from RefSeq and is a predicted model, not a curated record. Bases 1 to 1548 code for a protein of 515 amino acids. Lineage: Eukaryota; Metazoa; Chordata; Mammalia; Didelphimorphia; Didelphidae. The transcript has 8 exons. Gene Ontology annotation, biological process: cell surface receptor signaling pathway.